AUGGAUGUAAAUAAUUUAAAACAAAUUUUAGAAGAGACGUCAGCUCUCUCUGAUCAUAAAACAAAAACAGAGAAAUAUAAAUCAAUUCUUCAACAACUUGUUGAAUCAAAACAAGUAGCACCAUUAAAAGUUUUUAUUACACAUUUGACAGAUGAAUCAACACCAUUAGUAAUUUCACGUACAAUUUUAUUAUCAUUUACAUCAAGUCAUAAAACAUUACCAGAGGAUAUUCAAAUGGAGUUAGGUAUUUUCGUAUUGGAUCGUAUUCAAAAUAGAGUUGUAGCAUUUGAAGAACAAGUAUCAGAGAUUCGUUAUAAUCUUGCUAAAUUAUAUGAACGUCAAGAGAAUUGGAGAGAAUCUGCUCGUUGUCUUAUUGCUAUUCCAUUGGAUAGUAGUCAACGUGUUAUCUCACCAGAAUAUAAAGUUAAAAUCUAUGUAAAGAUUGCACGUCUCUUCCUUGAGGAAGAAGAAUCUGGUCAAGCUGAAACUUAUAUCAAUAGAGCAAGUGAUUCAUUACAUUUAGUUAAAAAUCAAAAAUUAAUUUUAGCACAUAAAACAUGCUUUGCAAGAAUUAUGGAUUAUAAAAGAAUGUUUUUAAAAGCAAGUUUAAGAUAUUAUGAUUUAUCACAAUGUUUACCAAAGGAUACAGAGAGAAUGCAUGCAUUAUCAUGUGCAAUUGUUUGUGCAAUUUUGGAUAAAGCAGGACCACAAAGAUCACGUACAUUGGCAACAUUGUAUAAGGAUGAGAGAAGUCAACAACUUGGUGUUUAUACAUUUUUAGAAAAGAUGUUUUUAGAAAGAAUCUUAAAGAAAACUGAAGUUAAAAAGUUUGCAGAACAAUUGAAACCACAUCAAAUGGCAUUACUCUCUGAUGGUAAUACCGUAUUGGAUAGAGCUGUAAUCGAACAUAAUCUCUUAUCUGCAAGUAAACUCUACAAUAAUAUCACUUUUGAUGAAUUGGGUUCUCUUUUGGAAAUUCAAGCUGAAAAAGCUGAAAAAGUCGCCUCAAAAAUGGUCUGUGAAGAACGUCUCAUUGGUUCAAUCGAUCAAAUCGAACGUCUCAUUCAAUUUGAAAAUGUUGGUGAUUCUCUCACUCAAUGGGAUAAAAAAAUUGAAGGUCUUUGUAUUCAUAUGAAUAAUAUUAUUGAAUCAAUUUCAAAAUAUCCAGAAUUUAUUGUAUAA
Dictyostelium discoideum AX4 is the source of this 1182-nucleotide messenger RNA. RefSeq names its product proteasome component region PCI domain-containing protein (gene CSN4). The record is from RefSeq and is a predicted model, not a curated record. Bases 1 to 1182 code for a protein of 393 amino acids. The transcript is spliced from 3 exons. NCBI's taxonomy places the organism in Eukaryota, Evosea, Eumycetozoa, Dictyosteliales, Dictyosteliaceae.